Messenger RNA from Myxocyprinus asiaticus (Chinese sucker), 3091 nucleotides. RefSeq names its product beta-1,3-galactosyltransferase 2. The coding region runs from base 570 to 1766 and encodes 398 amino acids. The transcript has 2 exons. Lineage: Eukaryota; Metazoa; Chordata; Actinopteri; Cypriniformes; Catostomidae. Gene Ontology annotation, cellular component: membrane. The record is from RefSeq and is a predicted model, not a curated record. Gene Ontology annotation, molecular function: N-acetyl-beta-D-glucosaminide beta-(1,3)-galactosyltransferase activity.
AAUGCUGUGCAAUCACACAUUUCCACCUCCCUUCCCCCAGCUGAAGAAUGAAAAUCAGAGAGAGUAGCCGUGAGAACGUUGUGAAGCAGCUUCAUCCGUUCUGCAUCCCAUCAUCCGUCUCAGUCAGCGUUUGACAAGAGAGAGGCUGCACACUGCCUCAGGGAUCGUGAUUAUGAAUGGGGACACUUUAAAAGCCAAAGCCAAUCACAAACCUCCUAUACCACAAGGGAAGAAAACAUCACCUGUGAAAUCUACAGGAACGCUGGCUGCAAAUUAAAAACAUGAGAAACAGAGGAGAGCUAUAGGAGGAGGAGAUCUGAGCUGCGGUAGCUGAAAAAGGUCUCUGUACAUCUGGAUUCAUCGUACAAGCAUGAAAGUCUGCUGACAAAUCCAAAGAAUCCAGAAAGGUACUUCAGGAGACUGUACACAAGUGGAAAAAAAUGAAUAGUCUGCAAUGCGGUACUGACAAGAUCACCCGAAGUCAUCUCUUGGCUUUGGCUGGUCAUGACACAGCUAUAUUUCCACAGCUUAAAAAGCAACAGAGUGUUUGCUAGCCGGCACUAAAAAUCAUGCGGUGGAAGCGCAGACGCUGCUGCACGCACAUUGCCGUCCUCCUCAUUCUGCUCAUGUGUGUGGGAGGGCUUGUCAUUCUGGGUCAAUGGAGGCACCCUAGGAUUAACCCAGUAACACUGGCUGCUCCAGAGGUCCACAUCAUGAAAACGGACUCCAACUCUAGCACGAUAAAACAGAGUAAGUUGAAAGACCCUGGAGUGCCCCCUAUACCACUAAUGUUUGAGGUCAGCCUGAGCUCGGCUUUGGAUGAAAGUUCACAGCAGGGGUUGGAAACCUCCUUGGGUUCGAAUGUCAGUUUAAGUGGAGAGAUGAGAGCAAAAAGGACACUUAUGGUUGAGCCGUACAAGUACAUCCAUAACGAGCCAUAUGCAUGCAUGCAGAGAGCUCCCUUCUUGGUGCUUCUCAUUGCAGUUGAGCCCAAGCAAGUGGACGCAAGGAAUGCCAUCAGGCAAACAUGGGGCAACGAGAGCUUGGCCGGAGGCUUGAGAUUUGUCCGCCUUUUCCUAAUGGGUGUUAAGGAAGACACCCAGGAAAUAGACAGCAAACUGCAGCGCACCAUAGAGGCUGAAAGUCGUCAGCAUCAUGACAUCAUCCAGCAAGACUACCUGGAUACUUACCGGAACCUCACCAUCAAGACUCUGAUGGGGAUGUACUGGGUCGCAACAUACUGCCCCGGUGCAAGCUACGUCAUGAAGACAGAUAGUGACAUGUUUGUCAAUACUGAAUACCUCAUACAUAAACUGCUGAAGCCCAAGGAGCCACCAAGACAGAAAUAUUUCACAGGGUACCUCAUGAGAGGAUAUGCCCCAAAUCGAAAUAAACACAGUAAAUGGUACAUGUCUCCAGAACUGUACCCCAGUGAGCGAUACCCCAUCUUCUGUUCUGGUACUGGGUACGUGUUUUCAGGUGACAUGGCACACAGGAUCUAUGAAGUGUCUCUAAGCAUUCGCAGGCUGCAUUUAGAAGAUGUUUACGUGGGCAUCUGCCUUGCCAAACUGAGGAUAGAACCAACACCACCACCAAAUGAAUUCCUGUUCAAUCACUGGCGAGUGUCCUAUUCCAGCUGCAAGUACAGCCACCUGAUCACCUCUCAUCAGUUUCACCCCAAUGAGCUGCUCAAGUACUGGCAGCAUCUACAGAGCAACAAGCACAAUGCCUGCAACAACAUGCCAGAUAAUUUUAGGACAAAAUGAGCACAAAAACUUCUCUGGAGACCGAAGUUUGGAUCAAUGUGGACGAAGAACGUUUAGGUCUUUGAGGUUUUGCCAAGCACAACAGAUAAAAGCACAUGAGGGUUUUGGACAACCCUACCUGUAGUUUUUAUUUUUUCAUUGUUGUAACAUUAAAGACAUGUUAUGAAUAUUUAUCUACCUUUAUAAAUUAAAAUGGGUACAAAAAAUAAGCUAUUGAGUUUUGAUAAAUAUUGUGAAGGUGGUUUUAUUUCCAAAUAACUUAUUUUAGAUUUGUAAAAAAGCAGCAUUGUUGAAAAUCACAAAAUCUAUAAAGUAUGAAGCAUGAACUUACCUACGAUGCCAAUUAAUUAUUUUCCCCCUAAAUGAUCAAUAGGCAUCAAUCAUGAAACACGAGCAGCAUAAAUGUGUAAAUCGUUCGUAAAUUCGCUGUGACGAAAAUGUUUGGAUUCAUGAAAAUUCUUAUUUUCAAAUUGAUAGUUGGUAUGAACAAAAUUUACACCUGCUUUCGACCAUGUGUAAAUUGCAAGACAUCCAAAGGCUUUUUGUUUUUUUCAGACAAACUACCAUGACUAAGAAUUAAAUCAGUAAAAUUAAUCAUCAAAAAAAAAAAAAAAAACGGUUUGUCGUUUCCUUUUUGAACCAUAUAAAGAAUAAACAAGUUUCUUUAAUACUUGCAUUUAUUUCUUCAAAGUUUAUUCUCAACUCUGCUUCAUAAAUUGUACUUCGUUUUUCCAGUAGAAUUGCCUGGCAUGGGGUGGAAAGUUCAUGGAAAGCCAUAGUUUUUGUUUGAUUUUCUCAAAAAUAAAUGCCCUCUAAUGUAAUUGGACAGUUUCUUCAUUUGAUAUGAACUCUAUAAUUUAGUUUUCAUACUUCAGUAUAGGCAUCGAGAAAUUGCAUUCAGUAUGGUCUAAUGAAGUUAAGCUAUAAAUAAACAUGUCAUGGGCAGGCACACAAUACAACGUAAAUAAUAGAAAAAAGCCCUGCACACUGUUGUAGCUUGCAAAUCUUUAGUAGCUUACAAUAUUUGGGUCCAAGAUCUUCCUCAGGCAUCCCAUUAAUUUCUCUGAUGAUUCUUCCAGUUGCAAGUAUAAAACUGUUAUCAUCAUGAUUUACACAACAAGUUUCACCAAUGAUACUGGCGAUGUGCUCGACUAAACUUAUGUUAAUGGUGGUGGACAUCCUCCUGCCGGCAUGAACUGAACAUUUUUUACAUUAAAGCUUCAAAUCAAACCAUUUUUAUUCACCUCUUAGACAGUUUGAUUAAAUAAAUAACCUCUGGCAGUCAGAACAUACAAUGACAUAAGUUUCUCAAUUUCUUUAACCAU